AUGGCCCUUGUCGCGUACUCAGACUCCGAAGGGUCCGAUGACGAGCAACCACAACCACAAACGAAAGCCGAAAAGCCUGCAUCGAAAACGGCCACCACGCCCUCCAACGUCAAUUUCACAGUCAACAAAGCAAACCCGAGGAAGAUCCAGGUGAAACUCAAUGAGGUGGCUACAAAUGGAGAGGGUGACGGGGAACCGGCUCCAAAAAGGCCUCGUGUUGGCGGGGGUGGUUUCAACGCGAUGCUCCCUGCGCCGAAACGAGACAACGAGAUAAAAACGGCGCCGACAGCAACGACGAGGAAAGUAUUCAGUCUAAGGACUGGCGCUGAGCCUGCUUUCAGUCGAGAAUCAGACGCGGAACUGCGGCACUUAUUCGCAGAGCAAGAGACGGACGGCACUCCAGCACAAAGAAAGGAAGAUGACACCAUAUCACCGAUGCCCAAGAGAGCGAGUCCUACAGCAGAUACGCCAAAAGAGCAGCCUGUCAAAGGAAAUCCGUUUAUGUUCAAACCUUUGUCUGUGGCGCGCAGCAACAAGAAACCAAAGCGUAAGGCCGACGCAUCUAGACCUGCGAGCUCAAACGCCCCCGCCAGCUCAACCGCGCCUCUGUCUGCCUCUUCCAACUAUACCACAGUUGAGCCUGUCAGGCCUGAUUUACCGCCAAAGAAAGUGAGCCUGUUCUCUAUCACCAACGAGCCAGAAACAGUGGUGCAAGUCGAGCCUAGACCAGACGAAGACGAGAUUGUCGAAGUUCUGGACGAACCCGUUAGCGAUGAGACUUACUCUACGUCCCUCGGAGCACCCACUGAAGCAUCCAGUCAUGCUCAGCCACAAUCUCUAGAUACGAUCGCUUCAGACCUGAACCUUUCCAAGGCAGACAGGCGGCAGCUCUUCGGACGGCGAGGGCAGGGUACAGCUUCAGCGAUCAAUGUGGUGAACUUCAACACAGACCAGGAAUACGCAGCGAACGAGGCCUUGCGUGCCAGUGGCGAACAGGCCCAGCAUAAUCCAGUCCGAACCAUUGCUCCAGGAAAGCAUAGUUUGAAACAGUUAGUGACAGCUGCCACGGGGCAGAAGGAGGCUCUGGAAGAAAGCUUCGCUACGGGUAGAAGGAACAGGAAAGAAGCUGGGAGCAAAUACGGAUGGUGA
Molecule: messenger RNA, 1149 nt
Organism: Capronia epimyces CBS 606.96
Lineage: Eukaryota; Fungi; Ascomycota; Eurotiomycetes; Chaetothyriales; Herpotrichiellaceae
Exons: 1
Coding region: 1-1149 (382 amino acids)
Cellular component (GO): nucleus
Source: RefSeq, a predicted model, not a curated record